AUGUCAGCUAGUGAACGAUACACCGCUAUUCUCAAAAUUUAUACCGAAGAACUGGAACACCCUACUUUAAGACAAGAUUCAGAAGAGUAUCAGACACUUCUCACCUCUACGAUUCAAGACCUUCUUUCAUUGAAGACAAUAGUAUAUGGAAAAUUAGCCCUGUUUAGUAACAAUGAAACCCUGGACGAUAUAUCAACGAAUUCACUAAAGUUUCUGUCGAUAGAUUAUUACCUAGGAACAAUGUGUUCUAAGAAGCAAGCCACCGCCAAGCAGGUUGGUGAUCCAAGUUCAAAGAAUAGAAUGAAGGUGAAAUUUUUAGAGAAGUCCGUACAGAUUAUUAUGCAAUUCCUCACCAUGUUGCAAGACUAUGAAAUAUUGGAUACUAUGCUGGCUAGAAAGAUUGAUUCAUUUGCGGAUGCCUUCAAACCGAAGCUCGAAGAAUUAUAUUUUCAGCCAUCAAAUAGCACCGAUUUAUCUGGUGCAGAAAUGAAGAGACAGCAGAAAAUAGAAAUGUUCCAGCAAACUAAAAUGAUAAAUAAUAAAUUAAAAGAAUUGGAAUCUCGAUUAAAAAACAAAGGUGAUGAAGAUAUGGAUGGACAAGACAACAAAGAUGAUGAGCUACUACGUAGCCUAUAUGUACAAAAAUUAAAAAGUUUAAGCUACCAGAGUUUCAAUGAAAUUGAACAAAUCCUGUACGAAAGUGAAUUACUAAAUAACUUCCUUCAAAGGGCACCAAAUAUGGAAGAAUUGGAUGGUAACAAUGCUACGAAGGAUCAGCCUGAUUCUACAGGAUUCACUGAUAAGCUUGAAACUUUAAACAAACCGCUAUUGUCUAAGACUGGGAAAAUAUUAAGAAAUUUUACGUUGAUCGACCAAAAGACUCAGUUGCAAAAUAAAGUACGCGGUUACGGUCAAUACGGACCAACAAUGUCUGUGGAAGAAUUUCUAGAAAAAGAAUGGGAGGAGGGAAGAGUACUCCAAGGUGGGGAGAAUGAUACAGCUGAACACAAAGAAGACGAAGAUAAUGAGCGUUGGCAAGAUGAACAGACCUACAAGGCACGCGAAUGGGACGAGUUUACGGAAGCCAACCCACGAGGUAGUGGAAACACAAUUAACCGAGGUUAG
This is a messenger RNA of Naumovozyma castellii, 1125 nucleotides long. RefSeq names its product Tap42p (gene TAP42). The record is from RefSeq and is a predicted model, not a curated record. Bases 1 to 1125 code for a protein of 374 amino acids. Lineage: Eukaryota; Fungi; Ascomycota; Saccharomycetes; Saccharomycetales; Saccharomycetaceae. The transcript has a single exon.